This is a messenger RNA of Pimephales promelas (fathead minnow), 3424 nucleotides long. It is a transcript of the gene cab39l1, whose product is annotated as calcium binding protein 39, like 1. The record is from RefSeq and is a predicted model, not a curated record. Gene Ontology annotation, biological process: intracellular signal transduction. Gene Ontology annotation, molecular function: protein serine/threonine kinase activator activity. Lineage: Eukaryota; Metazoa; Chordata; Actinopteri; Cypriniformes; Leuciscidae.
CUCUUCAACUUCCCUGAUAAAGUAAAUCGGCAGAAGUGUACGAGGCGAGGAACAAACCAUUCUUAAAUUAUUCGCAGUUACUAACUUAUUAAUUAUCUCCUUCUGGGGAGAUACAUAUUUAGCUCGUUAUAGUUUGAACUGGAUUUAUAUAUCUAAGUUAUAUCUAGCUGCUAACAGCUCGACCUAACGAUUCUUCUCGUCGCGUAGUUUGGAUUUUAAAGUGGACGAGUGGUGAACGCGGUGAAACUUUUCCGUUUGUCCUUCGAAGUCCAACACACAUCCCAGCUAAAACCAUGCCAUUCCCCUUCGGAAAGCCUCAGAAGAGCCCUGCAGACAUUGUGAAGAGUCUGAAGGAGAAUAUGGCAUACUUGGAGAAGCUGGAAUCAUCUGAAAGCAAGAAAUAUGAGAAGGUUGCAGAGGAAGUAUCAAAAAAUCUUGCAUCGUUGAAAGAGGUGCUGUCUGGCACUGGAGACAAGGAGCCUCAGACUGAGGCAGUGGCCCAACUUGCUCAAGAGCUCUACAACACCAACCUCCUCAUUUCACUCAUUGCAAAUCUACAGAGGAUUGAUUUUGAGGGAAAGAAGGAUGUGGUGCAUCUGUUCAGCAACAUAGUACGUCGGCAGAUUGGCGCUCGCACCCCGACUGUGGAGUACAUCUCGUCCCACUCUCAGAUCCUCUUUAUGCUGCUGAAAGGCAGCUAUGAAACCCCAGAAGUGGCCCUUAACUGUGGCAUGAUGCUGAGGGAAUGUCUGCGUCAUGAACCUCUGGCCCGAAUCCUUCUGUUCUCGGAGGAUUUCUUCUGCUUCUUUCGCUAUGUGGAGUUGUCUACCUUCGACAUUGCCUCUGAUGCUUUUGCCUCUUUUAAGGAUCUCCUGACAAGACAUAAGAUCAUGUGUGCAGAUUUCCUAGAGACAAAUUAUGACAGAGUGUUCACGGAGUAUGAAAAGCUGCUGCAUUCCGAGAACUAUGUCACCAAGCGCCAGUCUCUGAAGCUUUUGGGAGAACUACUACUGGACAGACACAACUUCACAGUCAUGACCAAAUACAUCAGUCGAGCUGAGAACCUAAAGCUGAUGAUGAACAUGUUGAGGGACAACAGCCGCAACAUUCAAUUUGAAGCCUUCCAUGUCUUUAAGGUGUUUGUGGCCAACCCCAAUAAGACACAGCCUGUGCUGGACAUCCUCAUCAAGAAUCAGUCGAAGUUGGUGGAAUUCCUGAGCCACUUUCAAACGGACCGCUCAGAAGACGAGCAGUUCUGCGAUGAGAAGAACUAUCUCAUCAAGCAGAUCCGGGACAUCAAAAGGUCUGCACCUGCAGAGGAGUCCUAAUGGAAACGUGGAGUGUAGAACCGGGGCGCUCGCCUAGUGAUGUGGUUUGAUUAUGUGGGUGAGAAUUGGAUGGGAGGAACAGCUAAGUCAAAGAAAGAAAUCACUUGGACUAAAUAUAUGUACAUCUAACUUCUGAAAUAGGUGGAGAAAUGCUGGCAGAAUGUGCAAACACUUGCCUGUCCCUUUAGUUGGGGCGAGCAGGGAGGAGCAAGUAGAUCCCAAGCACUCCAUUUAAACCUAUAUAUAUUUUUAGCACUGCCCUUAGAAAAAAAGUACAAUUGAUUUACCUUCAGGUGGUAAAUCUUAGAUUAAAAAAUUGUAUCCAAAUUCAUGUGAAUGAGAACUAUAUCUAAAGCCUGCUCGUGGCUUUUUAACAUUUUUUUUUAAAGUUUGAACAAGUAUAUUGGUACAAGGUAUGGCUCUGCAUAUUUGCACUAAAUCUGGUAGCUUUGCUCCAGGUUGGCCAUUAGUGCCAGUUCACACACAUUGUCUUAGCACAAGACAACCAAAUAUUGUAAAACGGUAGGUCAUAAACACAGGACAUCAUGAAUGAGGCCUUAUUUAAGUACACAAAUACAGUCGACAGGACAUUCUCACAUUUAAACUAGUUAAGGGAUGUUAAAGCAUUUUUAAAAGCCAGAAAAUGUCAUGUGGUCAAGCAAAACCUUUAUCUUUGAAAAAACAGCUGUGGAGUUUAGUGGUCAUGUUGGAUGCUGCACUCAAUUUCCAUUUUAACUGGGUGCCUUAUUUAAAUAGCUUGGUCAUUCUGGGUCUUCUAUUACAUUUAUAUUUAUCUAUAACAUUGGAUUUGUAGUAUUAUUCUGCUUUUGCUUGGGUUAACAAAUUAAGAGGACUAGUUUUAUUUAAACUGCUUUAAAGUGAUAAAAAAAAAAAACUCAUUAUAGGUUUUCUCAGUCUAGAUAAAAAUGCAAUGAAUUCAGGGUUCAAAGACUUCAGUGAAGGUGAAAUGCAUGGUACACAAUUACAGUGCAAGACUUGAUAACUUACACACACACUGUAACAUUGAAAGGAUGUGAAAUGCUAGAGCUGGGCAUGUCAUGUCAUUCCUCAUACUGCAUUUUGAUGGACAGCUUAGACAAGCCAAUUAAAAGCCUUUAAAAGAUGGAUACAAUAGGAAAGACCAUUUAACACAGUUCUUCGUGUCCUGCACUGUCAAACUUGAAUGAGCCAAAGCUGUGGUAACAUGGUACAUCUUACGAUGCCUGACUGGACUAAGAAUUGGGUUCUCCAUUGGAUCGCACCUUUCAGAAUCUCUUAGAAGUUUUAGAUUAAAUGCAGAACAGCAUUCUACUGAAAGGUUCCACCAUUAGUCUUUAUACCUUAAGUUGAAUAUAUUUUAUGCACUCUAUUUGCACAAGUUCCUUUUCUUAUAUACCUCAGAUUUUAAAUUCCUAAGUGCUGUCCACCCAACACCCCCCUGCUUUAGUAGAUUUUGUGGUAUCAUAGCAUUAGCAAAUGCAUUUGGUGUCAUGAGCUAGCAUUGGUUAAUCUUGGUUAAUGUUCAAUAUAUAUAUAUUUCAAUACAGUUAAAUCAAUUAACAUUAGUUUAAACAUAAAUAACAAACAAUGUUAUAUUCAUUAUUAACAUUAACCUAGAUUAAUUAACUGUUAAUGAUGCCUAAUGCAAAAAGUAACAAAUCAAAGUUUGUCAUAAGUGUUUGUUGUCAUUAUGGAUGUGGGGCAGUAGUUUGAAUUAUGCAAGCUAGAAUAAGACUUUACAACACCAAAGUUGUGGUCUUUGUAAUGCUGAAAGGACCUACAAGGGAAACCGUUUAAUUUUUGCAGUUUACUAAUGGGUACAUAGUCUGUCACGAGUGUGAGGAGAGCACUCGCCGUGCUUGUGUAAAUGAGCCACACUCUAAAAGGUUUUUAAUGGAUCAAUUCAAAUGUCAAUGUGUUCUUGUGCUUUGACAUCGUUUCAGUCAGCGCUUCAGCAGACACAAAUGAUUUGAAAGUAUAACUUGCGUGUUUAGAUUUGUGCUUUAUUGUAAUUAUGUAGGGGGGUAAAGGGGUAAAACCUUCUGAGCUGCCUUUCUUGCUCUUAUAAACUGCACCAUGUGUAAAAUCACUUGUCA